AUGGCAGACCAACAAGACGUCGACUUGGACUCGAUCAUCGACAGACUGCUCGAGGUCCGCGGUAGCAGACCCGGCAAGCAGGUCCAGCUCCUUGAAACUGAGAUCCGCUAUCUCUGCACCAGAGCUCGCGAGAUUUUCAUUUCUCAGCCCAUCCUCCUCGAACUCGAGGCUCCCAUCAAGAUCUGUGGUGAUAUCCACGGCCAAUACUACGACCUCCUGCGUCUGUUCGAGUACGGUGGUUUCCCGCCUGAGGCCAACUACCUCUUCCUUGGUGACUACGUCGACCGUGGCAAGCAGUCGCUUGAGACCAUCUGCCUGCUCCUCGCCUACAAGAUCAAGUACCCCGAGAACUUCUUCAUCCUCCGCGGCAACCACGAGUGUGCCUCGAUCAACCGCAUCUACGGUUUCUACGAUGAGUGCAAGAGAAGAUACAACAUCAAGCUGUGGAAGACCUUCACCGACUGCUUCAACUGCCUGCCCAUCGCCGCCAUCAUUGACGAGAAGAUCUUCACCAUGCACGGUGGCUUGAGUCCCGAUCUUAACUCCAUGGAGCAAAUCAGACGCGUCAUGCGCCCCACUGAUAUCCCCGACUGCGGUCUCCUUUGCGAUCUCCUCUGGUCUGACCCUGACAAGGACAUUACUGGAUGGAGCGAGAACGACCGUGGUGUUUCAUUCACCUUUGGACCCGACGUCGUAUCGCGCUUCCUGCAAAAGCACGACAUGGACCUCAUUUGCCGUGCUCAUCAAGUCGUCGAAGAUGGUUACGAGUUCUUCUCAAAACGUCAACUUGUAACCCUGUUCAGUGCUCCCAACUACUGCGGAGAGUUUGACAACGCCGGUGCCAUGAUGAGUGUCGACGAGAGCUUGCUGUGCUCAUUCCAGAUCCUCAAGCCAGCAGAGAAGAAGCAGAAGUACACAUCACCCCACCAAACCCCUCCCUAA
Molecule: messenger RNA, 942 nt
Organism: Aureobasidium subglaciale EXF-2481
Lineage: Eukaryota; Fungi; Ascomycota; Dothideomycetes; Dothideales; Saccotheciaceae
Exons: 3
Coding region: 1-942 (313 amino acids)
Cellular component (GO): cytoplasm; nucleus
Molecular function (GO): protein serine/threonine phosphatase activity
Source: RefSeq, a predicted model, not a curated record